Molecule: messenger RNA, 1311 nt
Organism: Durusdinium trenchii
Lineage: Eukaryota; Dinophyceae; Suessiales; Symbiodiniaceae
Source: the annotation of a GenBank genome assembly
AUGUUUGUCGCACCAGCUCCUUGGGUGAAUCUUGCUGGAAGUACUUCAGCUCCUACUUGGGGGAGAAGUGAACUAGGGCAGCGAGGUUGUUCUAGCCACUGUGAUCUUGGGCGUCACUGCUUUGGGAGUCGUGAAACGACAUUUUCUUUGUGGAGAAGCUGCGUGCUGGGUGCUACAGCGCUGGCAGUGCGAGAGAGGAGCAGGGCUCGGCAGAGAAGCACGAAGCCCAAGAGCUAUAGAAAGUUUCAAGCGUCUGUGAAAGUGGAAAAAAGGUCACUUCACAAAUCGGGGGAUGUACUAAGCACAGGAACUUUGCCGGUUGGCGAUGGCUUUGAACUCUACUAUGAGGAACAUGGUCAUGCGGAUGGCAUUCCUGCAGUCUUCUUACACGGGGGUCCUGGUGCAGGGUGCUCUCGGAGGAUGGCACAACUCUUCGAUCCGGCAAAAUAUCGUAUCAUUCUCUUCGAUCAGAGAGGCUGUGGGAAAAGCACCCGGAAGGAUUCCAGCAGUGCUGAAGAACAAAUAGAUGACAAUACGACCUGGCACCUCGUGUCUGACCUAGAAGCUUUGAGGGAACAUCUCAAGAUCGACCGCUGGGUUGUGGCUGGUGGUUCUUGGGGAACUUGUUUAGCCUUGGCAUAUGCCAGUAAGUUCAGAGAGCGGGUGCUGGCUAUGGCUUUGCGAGCAGUCUUUUUAUUCCGCUCCCAAGAGCUGGAAUUCUUUUGUGGCCGAUCUGGUGGAGCUAGUCAGUUAGCCCCCUCUGCUUGGCAAAGCUUCGGUUCCUGGUUACCUCCUGAAAUCAGCUCAGCGCGGGCGGUUGCAGCUGCCUUCCGUAGAGCUGCGCUUGGCCAAGAUGCGUCUAUGUCUCCAUCUGAUGCGCUAGGAAAGUGGAGGGCCUGGGAGAAUUUCCUGUUUUCACUUCGUGAACGCAACCCACAACUGGCAGAAUGCGAAGCUGCAAGUGUUCCAGCCCUGCCAGAAGUUUCCACCCCCAAAAGUCCAUGGCCUAAAGCCACCAAGUUCAACAUCCAAGCCUUGCUCACACUGCACUACGUAGCUGAGCGUGGUUUUUUGAACGAUGCCGAACUUUUGGACUGUGCUAAGCAUUUUGACUUCCCCUUAAAGCUGAUCCAUGGCCAGUGUGACUGCAUUUGCCCAGCAGAAAAUGCCAGGGACUUGGCAUCUGCAGUUGGGCAACAUGCGGAAUUGCUGCUCACAAAUGCCGGCCACUCACAGUGGGAUACAGAUAAUAUCGAUGCUUUUGUCCGGGCGACCGAUGAAAUCGCGUCUGAAUGCCUGGUGACAUGUUAG